AGCCAUUCAAUGGAAGGAAGGUCUCGUCUUCCACCCCCCCACUGACAACUUCACUUUUUCUCAUUCAAGUCAAUUCCUCACAAUGCCGAGCCCAUUAGGCAAACGCAAGUCACGGGCUACAGUGGAGGAACCUGAGGCAGUCGCCGACGCCCAAGAACUCCUCAGGCAGCACUUCGAGGCGCGUUUCAAGCCACUCGCCGCUUCUCCCGCCGCCCGUGCCGCUCCAAAGAAGACAACCAACAACGAUGAGUCCGAUGGCGACGACACUGACGCUAGCCAGGAUGAUGACGAAAGUGAGGCCGAAUCGGACCAAUCCAACUCAGAAUGGGGAGGAGUUUCGGACGACGAGGAUGAGGACGAGGAGGACACCGAAGCACGCGUCGUCGAGGUAAUUGACCACACGUCGACCGCCUCAACCACAACCACGGCAAUGAGCAAACGGGAGCUCAAGGCUUACCUCUCCUCUCGCCCACCCGACCCCAGUCAGCUCGCGGCACAGACGACGAAUAACUCCAAAAAGACAUCUGCCGAUGGAGAACAGCCCGAAGACAGCGCCGCUUUCCUCGCCAACGAUCUGGCGUUGCAGCGGCUUAUUUCCGAGUCCCACAUCUUGUCGGCCGCCGGCGCAAAUCCAUCCCACUGGCAAUCUCAGCACGCCGCUGGCACCGCCACCAACGUACGCGCCUUUGCCGCUGGUCGUACGGCCCGGAAAACGACCGAUAUGCGAGUGCAGGCUCUGGGGGCCAAGCAGAGCAUCCUCAGCCAGUCCAAGAUGCCCAUGUCCAUGCGGAAGGGCAUUGUCGGCGCCGCUGCGGUGAAGGAAGACAAGAGGCGGAGAGAGGCGCGGGAAAACGGCAUCAUCCUCGAGCGGGAGGCGAAGAAGCCCAAAAUUACAAAAAAGAAGGGGAGAGGUGAGAGGCCAGUCGACCUCCCUGGUGUGGGCAGGAUGAAGGGUGCCGAGUUACGAGUCAGCGCCCGCGAGGCGCGCGAUAUUGCCGCUUCAGUGAGAGCGCCUGCUGGGAGAGGGAGGGGCAGGAAGAGGAGGUGAUUGUGCCCCGGCCAUGGUUACGCACGUAUCCUGCAAGCAAGCCAUCAUCUUGCACAGUGGACACUCUGCGCUCUAUCUGCGAGACUCCCCCCAGAGGAUCGUUCCCCCACAGUAUCCACCUGGGAAGAGGGUAAGGGCGAAAAGGCUCCUGCACUGGCAGCGCCGCGAUCCCCGCGCCGCCAUCUUCCAUGUCGACGGGUCAGCAAA
Chaetomium fimeti is the source of this 1255-nucleotide messenger RNA. RefSeq lists its product as uncharacterized. Gene Ontology annotation, biological process: maturation of SSU-rRNA from tricistronic rRNA transcript (SSU-rRNA, 5.8S rRNA, LSU-rRNA). The transcript is spliced from 3 exons. Gene Ontology annotation, cellular component: nucleolus. The record is from RefSeq and is a predicted model, not a curated record. Lineage: Eukaryota; Fungi; Ascomycota; Sordariomycetes; Sordariales; Chaetomiaceae. The coding region runs from base 83 to 1048 and encodes 321 amino acids.